This is a messenger RNA of Plasmodium inui San Antonio 1, 456 nucleotides long. RefSeq lists its product as hypothetical. The record is from RefSeq and is a predicted model, not a curated record. Bases 1 to 456 code for a protein of 151 amino acids. NCBI's taxonomy places the organism in Eukaryota, Apicomplexa, Aconoidasida, Haemosporida, Plasmodiidae. The transcript has a single exon.
AUGGAUGUCGAAGAGAAACUACUAAAAUCGUUUAAGGAGAUAAAGAAAACAAGUGUAAAGCGUCAAAGGAGGCAGAAACAAAACGUCAUUUCCGACUUUCCAACGUGGGUAGACAAUUUUUCAUGCGAUGAGUAUUCAAUCAAAGAUGUGCUACGUCGUGCCAGACAGGGGGGAGGAGAAGAACACAAGACAAGUAAGUAUAAAGAUGUCUUUAACACCUUUGAAAAUGACAUAAACUACUACUUAGGUGAAUAUGUCGAAGAAAUUAUAUGCUCUUCCGUCACGGGUAGGAAGGAUAAUGGCUUCCCUCGAUGGGAGGAAGAAACCAUGAGGAAACCGUCGGACGUAAUUUUUCCGCACUUGAUCUAUGGCAGUUUGUUGGGCGAAAAUUUGAGACGUUAUGAAUGCAGCUCAAGGUACUUCACACCCAGUCUGGUGGAGGAUGCGUCCGAGUAA